CUUAAAUCAGGAAAUAUUGUUGAACAGAAAAGAAACUUUAUCGAAGGACAAGCUUUAGUUUCUACAAUCAAAACACUCCAAACUUACUUGUUUUGAUAUAUUUCCUCCCGAAUCAUUAAAAUAUGGCAAAAAGUGAACAAAAGUACUGCACAAGUACAUCAAAUAUGAUCAUCUUAAUUGGAAUUAUUUUAUCAAUUCUUGGUAUAGCGGCAACUGUAACUGAUUUCUAUUAUUAUUUAUAUUUCGCAAGGAACCGCUUACCAAUCUCAACUGGUCAUCUAUUCUUCAUAUUUACUGCAAUUGUAAUGUAUUUCCUUGCUGCCAUUUAUAGCUCCUGCCUUCUAUGCCUUGACGGUUUAAGAGCUUCCAAAGUAUUUGACUCUUACAACUUUUUUACAAUUGUAUCUGUCAUUUGUGCCUUAUUUGAUGGAUUCAUGAAAAUAUCCUUGAAUCCAAUAGUGUCACUAAUGUUUUUUGUUUACUGUGGACUUGGUGCUUUGAGUCUUGUGGUCACUUGGACAGCAGAAAAUGAAUUAAAGAAGGAAAAGCAAGCAAUUUUGAAUCAGUUCAACACUGGUCAACUAGUUUCACAAUCCGGGAAUUCACCAGAGCAUCAAAUGUUGAGUAGUAUUGGACAGGAUGAAAUGCCGAAGUUUUCGAUGAAUCUUGAAGCUGUUAAAGUUGAAGAUUGAAGUUAAAUGUGUCUGUAAAUUAAUCUAAGUCAAUGGAUCUUAAUUAAAAUUGAUAGAAAAAUUUGAAUAAACUUUUUAAAAUAUAAUCUUUGUCAUUUUAUACAUUUUUGUGUUGGC
This is a messenger RNA of Chironomus riparius, 809 nucleotides long. NCBI's taxonomy places the organism in Eukaryota, Metazoa, Arthropoda, Insecta, Diptera, Chironomidae. The record is from the annotation of a GenBank genome assembly.